Molecule: messenger RNA, 730 nt
Organism: Lolium perenne
Lineage: Eukaryota; Viridiplantae; Streptophyta; Magnoliopsida; Poales; Poaceae
Source: RefSeq, a predicted model, not a curated record
CUAGCCGCAGACCUCCGCUCGCCGCCGGCGAUAGAGGCAUCCCCGAGCUCCGCCAUGACCACCAGCAACACCGCCGUCAUCGACAAGCCCACCGUGCAAGAGGAAUCGAGCCAGGGAGUCCUCAGUCGCCGAUGGGAGCUCGUUCCCUUUCGCCGGCCACCACCAGUACCUCGACGUUCGCCGUCGAUUGGGAUCACCACCGACCUCGCCGUCGAGCUGAAUACAAUCACGAAGCCGCUAAUAUUCCUGCUGACGCUUUAGACAAGCUUCCAGACAACUCCCCCAUCGAUGCUUUGUCAUUAGCUCUUGAAUCCAGCAAGCUCAUCCAAGCUCUUCUUCAAAAGAAUAAAGGAGUCAUGUCGAAGAUGCACUCGAUGAUUUUCCCCAAGGCCGAUCAAAACAAAACUCUGGAUCAGCUGGCAAAUGUUUUUGCUGUUGACACAAAGGAGGUUAUCGAGGUAUUCAAAUGUACUUCACACACCUACGACGCUCUUCUAGCUUUUCAACUUAUGAUGGGUCAUGGCUUCAAAGACGAUAUUGAACAAAUGUCCAAGGAACUGCCAAAGGAACAAGAUGGGCAACUUAUCGACUUAAGUGGCCAUAAAGCUUCAAUGCUCAAGUGUGCUCGUCAGCUUCUUGAAUUGGUUUCUGCAAACAAAUCAGCUACUGGCCCAAGAUUUUCAACUCAGACUCAAGCCCCUUGACUUCUUUUUGUUGGAUUGUAACCUUG